UUGAAAAGAGAUUAGGGGAUAUCCAACGCCUAACGACAUUGUACUUAAUCAGUUAAAGCAAUUGUACAUUUAUUUUUGCAGCGAAAUACUUGUGUGGGGAGCUGUUUCAAGUUCGAGCGGUUAACCUACUAUUUGUGUGGGCCUUGCUGUAGACGCAAAUCGUUUCCUGUCACCAUUUGUUACGUAAAUGUAAGCUAACGUUGACUAGCUAAAAUGGCUAACUAGUGUAUAGCUAUCAUUUGGGUUAUUUCACAUACUUUAAAGAUAUACGUAAACCGAAGCCAGGUUUAAUAAUCUAGAAGGGUCGUUAGUGGCAAUUUAAAGGCGUUAACUAUAUUAAAGUUAGCUAGAUAUUGCUGUUCUGUCUGACACAAGGUUUUGUUUUGGUACAAAUUAACGUUAGCAUGCUACGUUAGCACUUGCCAGGUCACGCGCUAGACACUGGAUUGCGGUACAACCACGUUGAUUGCAUCAUGCAAGCGUGGGGUGUGCAAACGAUGCGCGCAUAAUGUCGGUGUACAGUAGUGUACAUGACUGACGUUUUUACGAUGGUUUGUUGCUAUGUAGAUUUAAGGUAAGGUUGUGACACUCGACUAAAGUAUUAUUAUUCUGUGAGCAAUUUUGUUCAAUUUCUUCCUAGCCAUAAUGGCUAACAUGGCCGUGCAUUAAUAUCGAAUACCUAGCUCCAAGUACGGGUGGAGGGCAGGCACAUUUCACAAUUACUCUUUCCAUUCCUUGUCAAGGUUAAUAGCUUUUUCAAGUUAUAACACGCCUCCAUCACGUCACAUAAUAACACCACAUCCAUGUCCGGUAGUACAUUAGUAAAUAAAAUGGAUGUUGACAAUUUGCUGUUCUUUAUAUUCAGUUCUUGACACCCGAAAAUACUAAUAUUUUGUUCAGUAUUAGCGGCUUUUGUAGUUGGCUAUGUACCUUUUUCUUAGAGACUAUUGUAUUGCACAUUUGUAUGUUCAACGGGAGGAUAACGUAGUUUUUCUGUAAAUAUUCAAUGUAUAUUGAAAUAAAGCUGCCUAGAAAGAUUACUCUAAAUUGUAUGGAAGUUCUUGAUUGGGUAGAUAAAGGCAAAUAAUUUAAUAUAUAGGCUGCCUUUUUGAAGAUUGUAAUAUUCUGGUGGGCUUAGUGUGUGUGUUAAAAGGCAUCCAUCUCUUCAAUCAGAUGUGUGUGUGUGCGUGAGUGAGAGAGACCUUUCACUUGGAAUUUCAAAGCUGUCACAGUAAAGUGGUCUUAAACGAAGAUGUGUGAUGAGAACUGAGAUACGGAAAACAAGUGAAGCUCAGAACUGCUACCCUGUGUCGGCCAACCUUUGGACUGCACUGCGAUGACAGAUGCUAAAUAUCCCCCGGUGUCCAGGGGUAGGGGGCGUAAACCCUCCUCCCCCGGAGUUCAAAAACCCUAAGAAGCCUGGCCGCCUCACAAUCAGUUGCUUAUACCUGGAAAAGGUUGUCCUCAAGACCCUGUGGAGACACAACUUUUCAUGGCCUUUUAGGAUGCCUGUUGAUGCUGUCGGACUGCACAUUCCUGAUUACUACACCAUUAUCAAGACACCAAUGGACUUGAGCACCAUCAAGAAACGUCUUCAGAAUAAUUAUUAUUGGAAAGGAAUGGAAUGCAUACAGGACUUCAACACACUGUUCACCAACUGCUAUGUAUAUAAUCGGCCUGAUGAUGACAUAGUUAUGAUGGCCCAAUCCUUGGAGAAGAUCUUCCUACAGAGAGUGGCUGAGAUGCCCCAGGAGGAGACUGCGAUAUCUGCAAUCACUGCCAAGACACCAGUGAAGGGUGGGAGGAAAUGCUCUGCUGGUGUUUUAAAGCUGAGGCCCCAGUCUCCUGUGUCGGAGGUGGUGUUCCAGCAAACAGUGACGGUCAUUCCUCCUGAGGCCAUGGACACCAUCCCUCCUGCUGCACAGCUGUCCUCUAAGAUAACUGCUAAUAUCAAGAAGGGCGUGAAGCGAAAAGCUGACAUCGCCACACCCACAGCCUCUGCUCCAGUCACCAACUGCAAAUCGUCCCCCGGCGUUGACACCUCAACGCCCUGUAAGCUUUUCUCCAGGCGAGGCAGUGGUCGGCCCAUCAAACCCCCCAGGAAAGACCUGCCCGACUCCCCCCAGCACCACCAGAGCAAGAGGAGCAAGCUCUCCGACCAGCUCCGCUUCUGUAAUUGCAUCCUGAAGGAGAUGUUCACCAAGAGGCACGCGGCCUACGCCUGGCCCUUCUAUAAGCCGGUGGAUACGGAGGCCCUAGGUCUUCAUGACUACCAUGACAUCAUCAAGCAGCCAAUGGACCUAGGCACCAUACGGAAAAAAAUUGAUCAGCGUGAAUACACAGACGCCCAGGAUUUUGCUGCCGAUUUCAGACUCAUGUUUUCCAACUGUUACAAAUACAACCCACCCACCCAUGAGGUUGUCAUUAUGGCCAGGAAACUCCAGGAUGUGUUUGAGGCACGCUGGCUGAAGCUUCCAGACGAGCCGGUGAAGAAGUCUGGGGGUCCUGGAAAACACGGCCACCACGCGGACAAGGGAGGCAGAGUGGGAGGACCCGAGAGCUCCCCCAGCACUGGCAGCAGUGACAGCGAGAGCUCAUCAGAAUCAGAGUCCUCGGAGGAGGAGGAGGUGGAGGAGGAAGAAGAGGCCAAAGCUUCACGGCUGGCUAAACUAGAGGAACAGUUAAAAGCAAUGCGCGAUCAGCUGCAGAGACUAACCCAGGAGCCCCUGCUUAAACCAAAGAAAGACAAAUCAAAGAAGGAGAGAAGAAAAAAGGAAACCAGUUAUAGAGCCAAGCAUGAAGAAAGCCUGAAAUCCAAAGUCACGAAGAGGGCCACUGACAAGGCUACGCCUGCUGUGCACGGCAAGAGGAGUAAGACAGGACCCCCAGUGGUGCCCUACGAGUGUGAGGUCGAUGGGGUGCCGGCCAUGCCCAUGUCGUACGCUGAGAAGAGGCAGCUUAGUCUGGACAUCAACAAGCUGCCAGGGGACAAGCUAGGCAAGGUGGUGAAUAUCAUCCAGGCCAGGGAGGCCUCGCUCAGAAACGCUAACCCUGAGGAGAUAGAGAUCGACUUUGAGACGCUCAAGCCCUCCACGCUCAGGGCCCUGGAGAGCUUCGUCAUGACAUGCCUCAGGAAACGGCCCAAGAAACUAAACCAGAAUAAGCCGGUGAAAGCCAAAGGAGAGAUGCAAACUGUAAAGAAGCAGGAUGCAGAAAAACCUCUCCAGAGUUAUACUGAGGAGCCCAGCUUACUGGCCAAGAAGAGAAAAGCAUUGAGUGAUUUUCCCAUGGCUGCUCCGGUCCCAGACCUGGCCCGGCCAUGCCAUCUCACUGACAGCAGUGCUUCCUCCUCCAGUUCCUCCAGCUCCAGCAGUAGUAGUGAUUCUAGCACUUCUGAUAGCAGUGACUCUGAAUCAGUAAAGAAAACUAAGAAGAAAAAGAAAUGGAAAGAGAAUCCUCACAAGGUGAAGACCAAGAAGUCCAAAAAGAAAUCUGUGAAGAAAACCCAGUUGAAGAAAGAGCUAUUGUCUGAGUCCUCUCUCCAGACCAGUCAGACCCUGCCUACCUCUGCCCAUCUUGCCCCAGCCACAGUGAGCGAAGGCCAGUCUACACAGGAACAUCCAGGCCAGCCUCCAGAUCUGCUCCUGUCACCCCCAGCCUUACACAGCCAUCUGCCACAGCAGCCUUCCAGACCUAGUGCCAAAGCAGCACCACUACCUCGCAAAACCCCUGUGGCCCCCCUGCAGUUCACUGACAGUCAGCCUGGCCAGCAGCAGGAUCCCCUGGCCCCCGCUGAGAGCCCCAGCACCUCCCUUCUCUCACCUCUCUCCUGUGACCCCGCCCCGACUCCGCCCGCAGACCCAUCAUUCCGCACAACACACCAACCUCCCUCCAGCCUCCUCUGUUCCCCCCGGCUCCCGCCCUCUCCCCAGACCCCCCCCCCCUCUUCUCCGUGUCAAUCCCCAGCCCAGACACAGGAGCCAGAAACUGGGCCAGUCUCACUCAAUCCAACUGAUAGGGCACAACAUGAAGGUCUGUGCACACUGCUGUCCCCUCUGACCUCUCCUCCUGCACUUUUACUACAGGCUUCUGGCGGCAGAUACGAGCUGCCGAGCCCAGAGCUGUUGUCCCCUUUUCAAGACCAACCAUUACAGCCUGUGAGGUAUGACAGCAGGCCCUCAGAUUCAUUGGGGGAAACCCACUUCAGGAUGCUGCAGAAACCGCCUGUUCCCAGACACUUUGACGGUGUGUUUGAAAGUUGCAACACCACACUCUCUCACUCUGCUAAUAAACCCACAGCAGAUGGAAAAAACACACCUGCUAAAAAGGAUAUUAUUGUGAGGAAUGCGGAUUCCUGGGCUAGUUUGGGGAAGAUGGCCAUUACCACUCCCUCCACGGUGAAGUCCUCGAAGGAGAGCUUUGAUAAGUUCCGCAGGGCAGCCAUAGAGAAGGAGAGGGAGAAGGCUCUUAUUCAGAAGAGGAUGCAAAUGAAGGCUUCGGGGCAGAGCAGCCUGACCAUUCCAGUAUCAAUGCCAGUACCAGUACCACCUAAAGCAGCUGAUCCAGACCCCCUGCCAUGUAGAGCCCCAUCCCCGGAGCCUGCAGAAAUCCCCCUGCAGACAGAGGAUAUCCUGGAGCCCUCGCCUCCUAAAGCCCCAGAGCCUGGGAGAGACGAUUCUCCAGCGGCUGCCUCAGCCCGUCCUCCUCCCCUUACCACCCAGACCUCAGUAGACAGGGAGAGGGAGAUGGCCCGGAGGAGAGAACAGGAGCGCCGCAGACGAGAGGCUAUGUCUGGUAUCAUUGACAUGACAAUGCAGAGUGACAUCAUGGCAACGUUUGAGAAGAACCUGGACUGAUAAAGCAGCGGGCUGUGCCACUUGUGACACUGGUCUUCUGUUGUUGGACAGUAAAAAAACAGACGUGAGCUUGGUGUUCUAAUAAACACACUUGGCUCUUUCACGCCCACCAGACAAUGGCUGUCUAAACCAAUCACGCUGCAUCUAGAGUAAGGAAACGGGUUAUUAUGAAUGUGUCCCAAAUAACACCCUAUCCCCUAUGCAGUGCACUGCCUGUAGGCUCUGGUCCAAUGUGGUACACUUAGGAAUAGAGUGCAAUUUGGGAUUGAGCUAUUCUUCUUACUAGGGGAGGCUUGCACUGUAGCAUGGCAACGUCACAUUACAUAACCUAAGUCAGUACAUUUUAGUAUUGUCAACUGGAAAAAGAUACUGUAAGUUGUAAAAUAUUGAUAUUGCAACACAAAAAAACAUGCAAAGAUGGAGUUUGCCUUUUUUGUAAUUGUCGUAAUGGUUUGUAAAUACCUGCUGCACUGAAGUAAUACUUAAUUAGAGAAAGACUGAGUAAAAAGAUUAAAAUGAAGAGCUGUUGUAAAAAAAGAACAUUUAAAUGUUACCGUUUCUUUUCUCCCACGAAUGCAUUGAGUCCUUCUCACCUAGGGUGAGUCCCAAAUGGCACCCUAUUGCCUUUAUAGUGUAUUCAUUUUGAAGAGGGAUAUUAUGGUGCCAUGUAGGACCAUCUACUUGGUGAGUCCUCCUAUGACUGCAGUACACAAAAGCCUGUUUACACACUUACUCACAUUCCAACUCUUUGAUUUGGUUGAAAUGUAUAACCUGACCUUUUUGUUUUUGCUACAUUCUCAAAUAGUAAUUUUAUUAUGUAUGUUUAUCCAUGUACUGUAAAGUUUAUCUAUAGUUAAUUACUUGUUCAUACUUCAUUCAUAGUCACACUUCUGCACCUUUUGUGGUAAAAUCUUCAAUAUGAUGCUCUGAGCUGUACUGUACAUGUUGUAUUAAGUAUAAAACAUCUUUUUUAAGCAUUUCUGUUCCCAAAUGUGUGAACAUAAAAUAUUUUUGUUUAUCUGCAUAAAAUGUUACUUAGUAUUUUGUUACACAGAGGCAUGGGAUGUGUCAGUCUUUGGCAAAAUGCCAGUUUCAAAUGUGGGACGUAUUUAAAAUGAUACACUUAUGUUGUUUAAUUUUUCACUUGAAAGACGUUUAAGUGCCAUAUAGUAAUGUGCUUAUAGCUAACUUUAGGCAUUGUUGAUGCCUAUAUUGUGUUGGCCUUUUCUAAUCAAGAUCCUGACUGUAAACGUUUGGAAGUUAACAGUGUAAGUCUUUGUUAAUUUUUUUGAUCCUAUGGUUCUAGCUAUUCUGCUGUGUUUUCUCUUUGAUUAUGAACAGUAGCACUUUAUUCUGUAUCUUGUGGUAUGAGUGCAUGUCAUACCAUAUAGAGAAAGAACUAAUAUAAUUUUGAGAUCACACUCUAAAAGCUAAAUCAUUAAAAUAUUUUCAUUAAAGCA
Messenger RNA from Esox lucius (northern pike), 6316 nucleotides. RefSeq names its product bromodomain, testis-specific (gene brdt). Gene Ontology annotation, biological process: chromatin remodeling; positive regulation of transcription elongation by RNA polymerase II. Gene Ontology annotation, cellular component: chromatin; nucleus. The record is from RefSeq and is a predicted model, not a curated record. The transcript has 21 exons. NCBI's taxonomy places the organism in Eukaryota, Metazoa, Chordata, Actinopteri, Esociformes, Esocidae. Bases 1344 to 4856 code for a protein of 1170 amino acids.